GUGACGCAGCGGAACUUCCGCUUUCCCCUUUUUCCGUACACAAACGCUCGGCUGAUGACGUGUACGCUCCGCUACCGUUAGCUAGCCCGCUAGCUUAGCCACCUGUCGGAAUAAAGGUGUUACAAAUAAACGAUUAAAAAAAAAAAAAACAACACACACACAAGGGAAGCAAAGCGUUCCGUUAGAUCAGGGAAAAUGGAGACGCUUUACCAUCAGACAAACAAGCAAAUCCAGGAGGUUCAGUCUCUGAUGGGAAACCUGGAGAAGACAGACCGUCAGUCGGUUCACUUGUUGGAGAAUGACCUGCAGGCUAGAAUCGACCAGAUCUUUAACCAUUUAGAACGCCUUGAGAUUCUGGCCAGCAAGGAGCCACCAAACCGCCGUCAGAACGCCAAAUUGCGAGUGGACCAGCUGAAAUAUGAUGUUCAGCACCUCCGGACCGCUCUACAAAAUUUCCAGCACCGACGCUACGCCAGAGAGGCCCAGGAGAGAGAGAGGGAGGAGCUCAUGAGCCGUACCUUCACGACCAACGACGCAGAUACCUCCAUCCCCAUAGAUGAGACACUACAGUUUAAUUCCAAUUUGCACAACGCACACAGAGGCAUGGAUGACCUCCUGGGCAGCGGCAGCAGCAUCCUUAACGGUCUCAGAGACCAAAGAUCCACAUUGAAGGGGACCCAUAAGAAGAUGCUGGAUGUGGCCAACAUGCUGGGGCUGUCAAACACGGUGAUGAGACUGAUAGAAAGACGAGCCACCCAGGAUAAGUUCAUCAUGAUUGGAGGCAUGCUGUUGACCUGCGUCUUCAUGUUCCUGGUAAUCAGAUACCUGGGCUGACCGCCAUCCAUUGAUCAGUCUCGGACAUUUCUGCAGCACAUUGUCCCUCUUGAUAUGGAAAGUGGCAGAGCUGACUUUUUAAGAUUAGAUCAGACUAAAGUAAUUUUUAUAAAUUGUGCCAUUACAGUUUGUUUUCCACCAAUUUAAUAUUAUGGGAACCUGCAAAAUGGUGAGUUUGAAGAAGACCUUAAUUACAGACAGUAUUUUAUUCCACUUGAAUCUCCAAAAGGGCAUUGGACUUUCUGCUGCUUUACACAGAUUACUGCCACACAUGCAUAAUCUUUUUUUUUUUUUUUAAAUCAAAACCACUCUGUAACUACAAAUCACUCUUAUUACUGUACCAAGAUGGCUCUUUAAAAAUACUUCAACCAGAUAUUUAUACUCAACUUGCUUUUGCCUCUAGCGAAACGCAAUUUUUUUUUUUGUUCCUUAAUCUGUCACUAAUAUUGUCAAGUGUCAUUCUGCCUCGUUAAGCAUGGUUCAAUAGAGAAAUUGAAAUAUUAGUGUAGAAAUACUCAUAAUGCUCCAUGUUUCUUUACAGUACAACUCAAAAAUAUUUCCUGGAGACUCUUUUUUUAUGUGUUACGAUGUACAGUAUACUCAGUUUCUUACUCGUUAAUGCAGUCUAAUACAACAGCUCUGCGAUAAAUCCCACCUUCUUGAUGGUUAUAAUGUUAAGUUGUCGUUUAAAUAGUUUUUUGGUUCAACUUUAUCAUCAGUAGUUUUGUGAUGCUGUUGAACUGUAUUGCCUUACGCAGAGAGGUGUUUGUGUUAUUUAGCCUGCCCUCAUUGAUAUAAAAUAAUAAAGACAGCCCUCUGUC
Xiphias gladius (swordfish) is the source of this 1655-nucleotide messenger RNA. It is a transcript of the gene gosr2, whose product is annotated as golgi SNAP receptor complex member 2. The record is from RefSeq and is a predicted model, not a curated record. Gene Ontology annotation, cellular component: endoplasmic reticulum membrane; ER to Golgi transport vesicle membrane; late endosome membrane. Gene Ontology annotation, molecular function: SNARE binding; SNAP receptor activity. Gene Ontology annotation, biological process: vesicle fusion; intra-Golgi vesicle-mediated transport. The coding region runs from base 196 to 834 and encodes 212 amino acids. The transcript has 6 exons. Lineage: Eukaryota; Metazoa; Chordata; Actinopteri; Istiophoriformes; Xiphiidae.